Protopterus annectens (West African lungfish) is the source of this 7713-nucleotide messenger RNA. RefSeq names its product collagen type XVII alpha 1 chain (gene COL17A1). Bases 152 to 4675 code for a protein of 1507 amino acids. The transcript is spliced from 56 exons. The record is from RefSeq and is a predicted model, not a curated record. NCBI's taxonomy places the organism in Eukaryota, Metazoa, Chordata, Ceratodontiformes, Protopteridae.
CAACACACCUUUUUGGCGAAGUGAUAUAAAAGAGUUGGAGGUAAUUUUUUAUUUAUUAAAAGCAAAGAACUGCUGGGGCACGAAGGAAUAUCAUCAGGUGUCACUGUAGCCCCGAUUUGUUUUCUUAUAAAGAACUGAAGGUGACUAUGGAAUGGACAGCUUAACCAAAAAAACCAACAUAGAAGGAAGAGUUGUUUCAGAGACCGUAACAACAACUACAAGGCUAACAUCAUUACCACCGAAAGGAAACAGUAGCAGCAGUGCCAGUGGGGGGCAGAGAGGAGCAUCAUACAGUGCUGGGUCUGGAAUGGAAAGGAAGACUGUCGUGACAGGCACCAGCGGUUAUUCAACUAGCAGUGGUUCCAGAGCCAACUUUAGUUCUAAAAGAACUCACUCAACCAGUUCAAAUGUAUCCAACAGCUCGCCAAGCUCAACCUUGGAAAGGAAACACUUCACAACACGCAAUGGAGGAUAUGAAGGAAGUUCAAGUGGAAAUUCUUCACCCGAGUGUCCCAGGAAAGAGUAUGGGACUUCCACCACCAGGGGGCGGAGUCAAACCAGAGAGAGUGAAAUAAGAGUGAGACUGCAAAGUGCCUCCCCUUCUGCAAGAUGGACAGAGCUUGACGACGUUAAGCGGCUACUGAAGGGGAGUCGUUCUUCCAGUGUCAGUCCUACUCGACAUGCUUCUAAUACCCUCCCAAUCCCCAAGAAAGCUUCAGUGGAAACAAAAGUAGUAAAAGAAACCACUCACUCAGUAUCAGGAGUAUAUGAUAACGCCGUUCUAGAUGCAGCACUUCCCUCAUACACGUGGUCAUCUACGCUACCAGCUGGCUCAUCAUUCAGUACUGGAAAUUAUCAUAAAAACUUGACCAUUGGCACAUCCUUGGUGAACCCCAAUGCACAUUCUACAUCAUCUGUGUUUGGAGUGCAGAAUAAUAUGGCCCCCAGUUCCCCAACACUCACCUCAGGCGUAACAUCCUCUUCCACAGCAGCAGUUUAUGGAGUUCAGAAUAACCUCGUACCAAGCCCAACCGUAAUAUCAAGCAAUGCAGUAACAACUUUAUCAGGAUACAGUGGACAGAAGAAUACUCCCCAGAGCCCAACAAUAGUCAGCACUGGAGUUUCGACCUCAGCAGGUGGAUUUGAACACACUUCCACAGGAAACGCCAACAGUGACGAUAUUUUAAGGAAAGAUUACAAAUUUCUGUUGCUUGAGAAGGAUAACGUUUCCUACAAGAAGGAACCAGAACUGCUAAUCAUGAGCAAGGAUACUGGAAAAGUCUUCACUACCAGUGGUGGUGGGAUUACUGGAUCAUAUUCACAAGAUUCACUGAAGAAAGAGAAGCAGCUAAGUGCCAGCCAAGUUGAAACGUACAUAAAGGCUGAUUCUGGUGGAGCUUAUGGAACUACGAAAGUGGCAACCAAAGACAAGGCAACUUAUGCAGAAAUUCGACGUGAUGCUGGGGGUGGUAUACCUUCAUGGUGUCCAUGCUCCUCAUGUUGCAGCUGGUGGAAGUGGCUACUCUGGUUACUUCUAGCAAGCCUUCUUCUUCUGGGCUUACUCUUUGGACUCAUAGCACUGGCGGAGCAGGUAAAAAAUUUAAAGUCUCGUGUGGAAGCCCUUGAAUCUAUGUCAGGCAGUACUAGCCAGCUUAAAGCUGGUGAACCGAAUGUCAAAAUAUCUCAAGCAGAUGUAAAUCAAGAAGCCAACAUUGGCAGUGGCCGGAAUACUAUGGGUGGAUACGUUACAGAAGCAAACGUAAAUCAAGUUGUACAUCAACUUCUCAGAAAAGAGCUACAGUCUGAUUCAUUCCAAGCAUUCCGUGGGGAGCCAGGACUGCCAGGACUACCAGGUUCAAAAGGAAGCCCAGGGCAAAAAGGAGAUCAAGGUCAUACAGGCACACCAGGUCUCCCAGGAAAUCAAGGACAUGCAGGGCCAGAAGGGCCUAAAGGACAGAAGGGCAGCACUGGGGAUCAUGGAGCAGAGGGGCUCAUGGGACCAAGAGGACGUGAUGGACUUCCUGGGCCUCGAGGUGAACCUGGGCCUCCUGGAGUUGGUGAAAAAGGAGAUAAAGGUACUGCAGGUGAACAGGGGCCCAUGGGCCCACCUGGCCAGCCAGGAUCAAUGGGUCUUAAAGGUGCAAUGGGUCCUCCAGGUGUGCAGGGUACUCCAGGUGUUCCUGGCCUACAAGGAUUCAGAGGAGAUACUGGAGCACCAGGUCCCAAAGGUGACAGAGGACUCUCUGGCCCCCCAGGACCAAAGGGUGAUCAAGGAGAAAAAGGAGUCAGAGGCCUUUUAGGUGAACAAGGAGCAAGAGGCCCACCAGGACUUCCAGGUGACCAAGGACUCAAAGGAUCAGCAGGUGUGCCAGGACCAGAAGGAAGGCAGGGUCUAAGAGGUGAACAAGGAACUGUGGGACUUCCUGGACCUCGAGGUCCUUCUGGACCCCAAGGAGAUCCUGGCCUCCCAGGUCCUCCAGGAUUGCCAGGAUCCCCAGGACAACAAGGAAACCCAGGCAGACCAGGUCCUAAAGGUGAAACAGGAGCUCCAGGACAGAUCAUCACAACAGGUAUUUCAGACAGUUCAAAAACAGUAGCUCUACCAGGACCACCAGGACCCGCAGGACCACAUGGACCACCAGGACCACCUGGCAUUCCUGGAGCCGCUGGAGCACCAGGACUUCCAGGACAACCAGGGGAGAAAGGAGCACGUGGUGAGCAAGGAGCAGCAGCUGAAGCUGCCUUUAUUAAAGAAAGUAUAAGAGAGACCGUCUCAAAGCAGCUUUCUAACUCUGAGACCUUAAGCAAGUUUGUUGAAUCUGGUGCUGCAUCUACACUACAAGGACUACCAGGACCACCAGGACCCCCAGGACAACCAGGGCUACCAGGUGUAGGCGUAGUUGGACCACCUGGUCCUCCAGGACCCCCAGGAUCCUUUGUGACAAACUCUGAUACAUUCUUUGCAGGGCCACCUGGGCCACCAGGACCACCAGGACCUAAAGGGUCUGAAGGUGAUCAGGGACCACGAGGCUUCCCAGGUCAACCAGGCCUUCCUGGAGUGUCAUCAAGAACAGAAUCUGGGCCACCAGGACCUCAAGGUCCAGAAGGACCCCCAGGACCCAAGGGAGACAGAGGUGAAGCUGGCAUUCCUGGAUCACCUGGCAUUCCUGGAGGCUCAUCUUCACGAGUUUCACAAAGUGGUGUCAGAGGGCCACCUGGUCCACCUGGUCCUCCUGGUCCACCUGGGCCCUCUGGAAAUGGAGCGUCUCUAAAUGAAGUACGACAAUACAUCUCAGAAUACAUUCAAAGUGACAGCAUCCGAAACUACAUGGUUGGACCAAGAGGCCCACCAGGACCUCCAGGACCACAAGGGCCAAAAGGUGAUGGUGGUGAUGGUGGACAGACCUUGGACUAUCCUCAUUUGGCCAGUACUGUUCUCAGUUACAUAAGAAGUUCCGGGUACAGCAUUGGACUUCCUGGACCACCAGGACCUCCAGGACCAGCAGGGUCUUAUGAAGACAUUCUAGCACUUUUACAAAGGGAAGAAGUCCGAAGAUAUCUUACUGGACCUCCAGGACCACCAGGGCCACCUGGAUCUUCAAGUGGACAGGCACUAGAUUACUCUGAACUGGCCAGCCGUGUUAUCAGCUAUAUGAGAAAUGCUGGUAUGACUGGUGUACCCGGCCCCCAAGGUCCACCAGGGCCACCAGGACCUCCAGGAGCAUCUUAUGGCGACUUAUCAGUUCUGCUUCAAAACUCAGAAUUUAGAGGAAUUGUUGGACCACCUGGACCUCCUGGACCACCUGGAAUACCAGGACGCGAAGGACCCCAAGGACCUCCAGGCCCUCGUGGACACUCAGGACUUGGUGGUAGUGCUCAGGCUGGUCUAAGCCUUCAGGAAAUUUCAGCAUACAUGCAAAGUGUAGGUUAUUCAUCAGGACCUCCAGGACCACCUGGUCCCCCAGGACCCCAAGGGCUACCUGGUCUUCCAGGAACACUGAUUUCAUAUGCUGAAAAUACCAACAGAGAUCAGUUCCGAGCAGAUUUGACAGAAUAUCUAACAAGUGACAGUGUUAGAAGAUUCAUCUCUGGACCUCCAGGUCCUCCUGGACCACCUGGCCAAAAAGGUGACAGUGGAUUUGUGAUUGGAUCUUCUCAUGAUUAUAACAGCCUGGUACAUAGUGUCUCGGAACAGCUACAAAGUUCAGUGACAAGCAGUGUCUCACAGCAACUUCAAAGUUCCCUAAUGAGCAGUAUGUCAGAUCAACUGACACAUUCGGUAUUAAGCAGUGUUUCAGGACAACUACAAAGUUCCCUUGUAGACAGUGUCACAGAGAAAUUACAAAAUCAAGGUGUACUUCGAGAAGUGGAAUACAAAAUCUACGGCUCACCAGGCCUUCCUGGACCACCAGGAAUCCCAGGUGUUAGUAAAGUCUUCGCUGCUUAUGGCAAUAUAACAGCAGACCUGAUGGACUUCUUCAGAGAAUAUGGAACAAUUCCUGGUCCCAGAGGACCCAAAGGUGACAAAGGAGAAAUAGGAUAUACUGGUCAGAAAGGAGACAAAGGAGAGAGAGGUCCUCCUGGCUUCCAAGGAGUGGCAGGUGAAAAAGGACAGAAGGGUGAAAGAGGUGAGCAAGUCUAUGUUGGAAGAAAGAAGCGGGCUACAGGUGUCUAGCACUUUAAAGGAUUAUUCAUAAGGCCAUCUUUGAAGCAAAACCUUGCAUAGCCUCGGCAUUUUCAAUGAAGUAGAGAACCAUUUUGUGCUGGGCUGCAUUCUUUUUCUGGGGGAAUUCCUAGAUCUUGCUUUCCUACAAGUGUGCAGUCCUUUUAACACUUGCUGGCUCUGAUAUAAAGAAAGAAAAAUCAUUCUUUGUGAAUUAACACCACCUUCACAAGGUACAUCUGUUCAAGUGCUUAGUGAGCCCAGAGUACAGCAUGUGACUAUCCAAUAUUUGACUGAAAAACGACUAUAGUAUUUCCAGGAGCUAAUUGCUGUCCAGUUCAAUGGUAAAUAAAAGUUUCAAAAACUCUUAACUUUAGCUAAGUCUUGAACAUUUUCAUCAUGUGAUCAGUUAAUAUUCAGAGGACUUUUUGUUCUUGUGAAACUCCUGACAGCCAACCAGCUGCCUGGACUUCAGGAGGUAACAACGUUCUAAGUUAAAAAUGAGUAUGCACACAUUAUAUACAAUAUUAACAUUUAGGGAUUACCAACUGCUCUUGUUUCAGUGAUGAUGACGGAUUUGCUUUUCUGUAAAAUACUUCUACAUCUGACUUAAUCGCUCACAUAAUUACUGUGUUUUGAAAGGCAGGUAAGCUACAGCUCCAGCCGCCUAUGCUGGGCCAUGGAUUAACUAUUUGGACACACUACAUUAUUUUACUGUCCUGGUUUACUAGGACAAUAAAACACAACUAUGAUUUGUGCUGAAUUUAAUUUGACACCAGAAUUUGCUGUAAAACAAUGUAAUUUUUGCCUUUUACUCUGAUAUACAUUUUGGCAUAUAAGUAGCUACUGUUGAAAUUGAUCAUGCUGGAAUUUUUUACGUUGGAACUAUCCACAAGUAAUGCCACUGCCAUUGGGCAAAACACCACUAGCUAGUUUACUUAAUCAUAAACCCACUUCCCUCCUUUAGAUUAACACUAACAGGAAAUAUCUACAAGGGGAGACCACCAGAGAUGUGGAUAAGCAGUCUCUUCAGUUAGCCAAUGCCAUCCUAUAUCAAACAACUAAUGGGCAGUAGAAUAUAAACAAUGUAUUCAAUGUUGGAAUACAGCUAAUAAAACUUAUCAAAUAAAAGUGACUCCUGUAAAAUGCAGUGAAUUCUGUCUGCAUUUUCUAAUACAGAGUAGACAGAUACAUAAUGCAUAAACAGUUUCCUUCUAUCUCAUUUAUAACUAAAUUUGGUUUGAUAAUGUAGGGAAUGUCACAAAUUACGUGUAAAAGACUUGUUUUUGAAAUGAAUGUACACAUGGUUCCUUUUCUUCGAAUAGUAAUGUGUUUAAAAGUUAAGUGUACAGUGGUGUGCAGUAGGAAACUUACAAAGAAAGUUACAUGGUUUUAGAUCUGAAUUUUAAGAAACACAGAAGUGACUGUGACAUGCAUAAAUGUGAUAUCAUGAAUGUGUAUGUUAUGUUUCAUAUUCCCAUUAUACCUGUAUCUUCCCUCUGAGUAGUAAUAUAAGGUAGUAGCAGAGCACAGAAAGUAAUGUCACCGUUAACCUCUCAUUUAUUCUAGACUAUCACUUCCCUCUUUAAAGAUCUAGUUAAUGCACAGAUAUCCCUUGAGAUAUUUGAAGCCUCCAGCUUAGAAAUUGUACUGCCUUUAUUUCCAUCUUAAAGAUCAGCUAAGCAACAUUAUUAAGUUUUAAAUGCCAUAAGAAAUAAUGGCUAUCAGUGGUGAGAUGAUGUGUUAUGUCAUCUGUUGUCAAAUGCCUAAUACAUUUCAAACAAAAAAUAAACUGUGUUAUCUAGCCGGUCCCUGUUUAUGUUUUCUCCUGUAAUCUGUUUUUCCUUUCCUUGUUAUCUAAGUUUUAUCCUCAUGUUUUCUUGCAUACAUUGUUCUGUUAACAUUUUUCCUGUUUUUGUCAUGUUUCUUAGCAUUUGAAAUUUUCAGCAAAGGCAUUUAAAAAACAAAGAUGUACAGUUGUAAAGUCAAAAGGAAAUGGUGCUCAUGCAAUUUCUCCAUGGGUAGAUGAAAGGCAAUGGAAAUAAUCUAAUAGGUAUAUAUCCCGAACAUCUGAAAUGGGUAAACUGGUUUACUGUGAUUACCUAAGAGAUUGUAAAUAUCACAAGUCUAUCUUAGUGGACAUGAAAGUUCACAAGUGGAGGAGAGCACAUUUUACACUUGCUACGUGGCGUCCCAGGCAACUCCCUACUAGUAUAACUUCACAUUACCUUUUCUGGCUGAUGACGCCCCCUCAUAUGUACCCUACUCUAUGGUUUAUGAAUUACUGGUCUUAAAGUACUUUCAGACAUUGGAGUGUCUUGGUGUCUUUCUGUAUUCUAGUCUCAAUGUCAGUAAAGCACAAGGGGGGACCUUACUCAAAGUUUAACUACUCUUUUUUCCUCUCUAUGCAUAGUAAAUUUGACCACUAGUACGACCCGAUAGCAGUAAUAAUUAGUACUUUUAAGAAAUGUCAUACACUAUACAAUACUACAUUCAUGUAUAUUAUCAAACUAUAUGUAUGUGCACAAACUCUGCUCUGUCUAAUAUUCUACAACAAGGUUUGAUUAACUUUCUGUCAAUAAGAUAAACACAAAGGAACUUUAAUAUGAAAAUUGUAUAACAUUCAUAAAUAAUUCUUUUGAUAAGUGCCUUACUUUACACUCACUUCAGUUUCAGAUCAUCUCUUCAAGUACACUAUAAUGACAAAAACAACAAAAACAUUAAACGUUUGCAAACUGAAUGAAUUUAGUUGCCCUAGCACAAAUGCCAUGCUUGUUUAUAAGCAACUGCGAUAAUAUGGACAUAAGUUAAAUAAUUCUUGACAUUUUUUAAUUUCAAAAACUUACCAUUUAGACUAAAAACAAAGCAGUCAUCUUUAAAACCUACAUCAUGGAUGUUAUAUUUGCAAUGCUGAUCUAAAUCAAUGGGCAAGUGAACUUUUAAUUUUUAUUUGACAAGAAAGUUCAAACUAUUUUUUUGUUCACGGGGGUCAUAUUACUGAAAACGAUGUCUCAUUAAAUUUGUAAUAAAGUGAGUGAACAAUUGUUUAA